Molecule: messenger RNA, 1152 nt
Organism: Mercurialis annua (annual mercury)
Lineage: Eukaryota; Viridiplantae; Streptophyta; Magnoliopsida; Malpighiales; Euphorbiaceae
Exons: 5
Coding region: 128-1072 (314 amino acids)
Molecular function (GO): hydrolase activity
Source: RefSeq, a predicted model, not a curated record
ACUACCUCCUUACUCAAUUAUGGUUUCUUCAUAAUAAACAAAUAAGCUUAUCUCAUGCUUUUUUUGUCUAUGCAGAUUAUAAGUAUGUUUGAGCAUCUAUCUCCAUUGCUCAUCCUGUAUCUCAGCAAUGGAACAUAUCAAGCACAGUCAUGUACAAGUCAGAGGACUCAAACUACAUGUCGCGGAGAUUGGCGCUGGCACAAAAGUGGUUUUGUUUCUGCAUGGAUUCCCAGAAAUCUGGUAUACUUGGAGGCACCAGUUGAUUGCGGUUGCAACUGCUGGCUACCGAGCCAUAGCUUUUGAUUUCAGAGGUUAUGGACUCUCCGAUCAGCCAUCUGAGCCGGAGAAAGGCACCUUUAUGGAUCUUGUUGAUGAUGUAGUUGCUCUUCUUGACACUCUUGGCAUCACCAAGGUUUUUAUAGUUGCGAAGGAUCUUGGAGUUAUUCCUGGGAGCAUAAUAGCAGCUGUCUACACUGAGAGGCUGUCUGGUUUCAUAACACUGGGUUUGCCUUUCAUGCUUCCAGGCCCUAAUAUUGUCCCAUUUCAUCUUAUUCCUAAUGGUUUCUAUGCCAUAAGAUGGCAGGAGCCUGGGAGAGCUGAAGCUGAUUUUGGCAGGUUUGAUGUUAAGACAGUGGUACGAAACGUUUACAUUCUCUUCUCUGGAUCUGAGCUACCAAUAGCUGGAGACGAUCAAGAGAUCAUGGACUUGGUCGAUCCUUCUACUCCUCUACCGCCAUGGUUCUCCGAGGAAGAUCUUGCAGUUUAUGCAUCUUUGUAUGAAAACUCAGGAUUCCGCUUCCCCUUACGAGUUCCGUACAGGUCAAUGACAAUAGAUUCCGGAAUAAGCGAUCCAAAAGUGAAAUGUCCUGCAAUGCUGAUCAUGGGAGAGCAGGAUUAUGUCUUAAAGCUGCCAGGCAUGGAGGACUACAUUAGAAAUGGACAAUCUCAGCAAAUUGUGCCUCAUUUAGAGACUGUCUUCUUAGAAGAAGGAAACCAUUUUCUUCAUGAGAAACUUCCGGACCAAGUCAACGACCUUCUCAUCAGCUUCCUGAAUAAACAUAGCAAUCAAUAGAUUAAAUUUCUAAAUCAUCCAUUUGACAAAGACAAUUAAGUUUUCUUUCUGUUUGCAAAUUACGAUUCUCUUUUCUGCUA